AUGUCAACACAAUACUUAUUGUAUGGACAAAUAAGUCGACAUCUCAAUAACCGUCAGAAUGAUAGUGAGCGUACAAUUGAAAAAUGUUUUCUAGUUGGUGCUCUCACUGGUUUCGGUUCAUCGUUUAUUGAAACACCUAUUGGUCUUGUUAAUGGACAGAUUGAAGGAAAUUUGUAUCGUCGUCAUACACAUGUAUUCGAUUUUCAUGUAAAAGAUUGUUGUAAAUAUAUUUAUAAAGCUAAUGGUGGAUUACGUGGUUUUUAUAAAGGAUUCUUCGCAAAUCUCAUUUGUUCUAUACCUACGUCGAUGUUUUAUUUUGGCGGUUAUGAAUAUGUGAAAAAUCAUCUUUAUCAAACACAUUUUCGCUUCUUUGGCCCUGCGUACAAAGAUAAACAUUUACGUACAGGUAUUUUGUUUAGUGGAGCAAUGGGUGGCUUUUGUGCUUGGUCAAUAUGUUAUCCGUUGGAUAGAAUUCGAUCUGAAAUUCAAUCAGAUGAUUUGAGACGUGAACGUCGUAAAUAUACAUCAUAUAUCGAUUGUGUCAAACAAAUGUAUCAAUAUGAAAAUAACUUACGUAUAUUUUAUCGUGGCUUUCUUAGAGGAAUCUUAAAAGCGAUACCGAUCAAUGCUGCCUGUUUUCUAGCUUAUGAAGAAGUAAAUCGAUUCAUGUAG
Molecule: messenger RNA, 672 nt
Organism: Rotaria sp. Silwood1
Lineage: Eukaryota; Metazoa; Rotifera; Eurotatoria; Philodinida; Philodinidae
Source: the annotation of a GenBank genome assembly